GGCAACAGCAGUCACACAGGCGGUGUAGCAGUCCCUGCCCCGGCAGCCAGCAGGCCUUUAGAGGAGGUGCCAGACUCAGAGAAUCUCAUCUGGAGAGUCUUGCUGGGCGAGCAGAUUGGUCCGGACGAGGGAGAGGGAUUGUUCUCGUCGGAGGUGGGGCCAUUGGAGGUAGACUAUAGCAGCGUGAAGUUCCCCCUCAAAAGCUCACUGGGGGAGUUCAGUCUGGGCCGGCGGAGAAAUGAUAGUGGAGACCUGCCGUUCCCCAACAGGACUCUGCUGAUGGGGGUGAGGAGCAACAACAGUACCAACAGAACCAGGUACAGUAAUUCAUGUUGGCUUCCCUGCGUCCAAACACCGCUUCGCCAGUUCUCCUGCCAGUGCCCCAUAAAACACAUCACAUGACCCACCCUGUCUUCCCCUGCCCUGGGGAGAAGAACAUAUUGGAGGAGGAGAAGGAUAGGAGGGGAGUAGAGGAAGACAUUUACAUUUUAGUCAUUUAGCAGACGCUCUUAUCCAGAGCGACUUACAGUUAGUGAGUGCAUACAUUUUUUCAUACUGGCCCCCCAUGGGAAACAAACCCACAACCCUGGCGUUGCAAACGCCAUGCUCUACCAACUGAGCUACACAAUCUCAGACAAUUACAGACAAUUACAUUGUUCCUCUUCAUUUUUUUUUUCAAAGUUUAAAAUAUGUAAAGAAACAAAAAGUAAUAUUCUUCUUCUAGCAACGCAAAUGAGAAACAUUGCAUAUUUUCCCCAUUUGAAGUACAGUGUUAUAUCUCAGAUUAGACAUCUUGAAAUGUAAGCCUAAAGCAAAGACAGACCAAUAAUCCUGCUUCCUAGUGCCUCUGACCAGAAUAUCAACAGCGUAGAUGUCAACAUAUUUUGACAUCUAAGCCUAAUUUCGUGAGCUGUGCAGUCAGGGCGUCUAUUAGCUCCUGUUUCUUGGUCCCUGUGACCUUCACCCCAAACUGCUUACAGGCGUCCUUCAGCACGGGCACCGUCAGCUUACCCAGGGUGCCUUUCUGUACGUGACCCCUCAGCUCGUCCUCAGACAUCUCCACCUUGGGCUUCUUCUCUGCGCCGCCUGCCGCCUCAGCUGGUUUGCGUUUGGGUGCAGUCUUGCCCUCUGGGUUGUAGUCAGCAGGGUACACCAGAUCUCUGAACUCCUGAGCCAGGGAACCAAGACGCUGGUCCAUCAUAUUCACAUUGGGCAUGGUGUGGUCCUCUACGUGCUCUGGGGCCAUGAGAUCUAAAGCCAAGGCUUCCAGGUUCCUGUAGUGUUGCUGGAGGACUGGGUUCUCAAACGCAUCACUCCUGUAUUUGAAGUGUAGCUUGUGUACUAUCUCCUUAUUUUUAUUUAUUUUAUUUUUUUGUCAUUUAGCAGACGCUCUUAUCCAGAGCGACUUACAUGAGCAAUUAGGGUUAAGUGCCUUGCUCAAGGGCACAUCGACAGAUUUUUCACCUUCAUCUUGUCCACCUGGGCGUUGGAGGCCAUGGGGAGCUGAGGAGUGUCCAGGGUACGGAUGUCAUCCGCGUAGGGCAGGAAGAUGCCAUGGAAGCCUGGAGCUGCAAUCUGAGCCUGGCCCUCAUCCACCUCUCUUUGGGGCACCAGCACUAAGAAGCGCGUGGGAGAGUUAAGAAUCUGUGUGUAUUUACACAGAUUGAACACGUUCCUCUCACUACAUCUGCGCAGCAACGCUGUGAAAACACAGGCACUCCCUGUGACCAUUUCCUCCUCUGGGUAGAUGAAGACAGCAGAUCUGAGGUGAUGGUGCAGUUUGAGACGCUCCAUGGGCUUGAACCCAAUCAGCUCCAGACCCGGGUCAGAAAACUUCUUUAUCACAUCCACCUCGUCUUUCUCCAUCACUAUCUGCUUGCCUGCAUACACCUGAGCCUUCUUGGUGUCGCUGGGGAGCAGCAGGCUGCCCGUCUGUGUGUGGUAGAGUCGUGUCUUAGUGCGGACAGGCUCGUUGUUGUCUCUGUAGAGCUUGAUGGCGUUAGGCUUCUUGGUCUGUAGGGCCGUGAUGUACACACCCACCGCCAUGUUCAUCCCUUCCCCCAGACACAGAUUCAACCUUGCGAACGAUCUCUUCUUCAUCUCCUUGGCUCUGACCCUCUUCUGGAGGUCCUCCAAUUUCCUACAAGGCUCCAUCUGCAGGCCCAGCUCAGCCUCGUCCUCGGGGGGGCUCACCACGUCGCAGAAGAAGAGCGAGACGUCGAACCCACCUGGCUUCAUCAGAUGCAUCAGGUCUAUCAUCACACCAGUCUCUUUGAGGUCGCUAGCCUUGGUGCGGGCCUGGCGGUCGUGCUCGCUGUCGCCCCUGUGUGGCAUGUCUCGGCAGGUGAAGAUCAUGAGGCGUUUGUGGGAGAGCCGAAGCUUGAUGUCACUGUAGAGAGAAGGGCAAGUAGGAGACGGAGGGGGACAGAUUAUUUGAAAAUACACAGGAACUUUGAAUCAUACUUCACUGGCAUAUCUCAGUGUAACUGUGACUAAUUUCUGCACAUUUCUCCCUAGAGGUGACUACAGUCUGACAGUAUGUUUCUUCCCAGUCAUAUUUUUCACUUUGCCGCAAAUACCUUAAAUUAUUUGUUUUUAAGUGAAAGACUGUAUCCCUUUUUUUCUUCUUCUCCUCCUCUUCUUCCUCUUCCUCCUCUACCUCUUCCUAAUUUUCCUCCUCCACUUCCACUUCCUCUUCUUCCUCUUCCUCCUCUACCUCUUCCUAAUUUUCCUCCUCCACUUCCACUUCCAGUUCCUCUUCCUCCUCUUCCUCCUCUACCUCCUCUACCUCUUCCUCAUUUUCGUCCUCCUCUACCUCCUCUACCUCUUCCUCAUUUUCGUCCUCCACUUCCUCCUCCUCCUCCUCUACCUCCUCUACCUCUACCUCUUCCUCCUUUUCCUCCUCUUCUUCAUCUUCCUCCUCCUCUUCCUCCUUUCCUCCUACUCAUUCUCAUUCUCCUCCUCCCUCCCUCUCCUGGUCCCCCUUUUCCUCUAAAGCAUCUCUGCUCUGGUAAUAAAAAAUGGCCAGUGAUAUGUCACUUUUAUGUGAAUGAAUGAAAAACAGAAUGUCGCUGGUUGUUAUGAUUUUGAUGGUGAGGUUAAUCAGCCGUAGCAGUGAAUCAGCAAUGUGUGUGUGUGCGUGAGAGGGAGAGCUGGGGUUCAGUGGGUUCACUGUGAAGGCCUGGUUAUGUCGUGUUUGACAGGACUAAUCAGAGGUUCCUGCAGAAGAACUUCAAGCUGAGCCCUGCAGACAUGUACCGCUGGAAACUGUCUUCUCAGGAACCCUGCACCUCCACCUGCUCUAUAGGUAGACACACAAACACGCACACACGUAUAUGGAUAAGUUAUGACAUUUUAAGUUAUUCCUUCGCUGGCCUGUUAUAAUUUCCACUACAGGAGUGUCAAAGUCCUUUGCCAUGUGUGUGCGCUACGACGGCGCUGAGGUAGAUGACAUGCACUGUGACACUAUGACUCGACCUGAGCCUGUUCAUGACUUCUGCAUUGGGAGGGAGUGCCAGCCCAGGUAUGCACCAGAAAAUAACAGACUUAAAAAGUACUACACUGAGUAUACCGAACAUUAGUAACACCUUCCUAAUAUUGAGUUGUACCCCCCCCCCCCUCCCCCCAUUUGAAGUGGAUGUAACAAGUGACAUCAAUAAGGGAUCUUAGCUUUCACCUGGUCAGUCUAGGUCAUGGAAAGAGCAGCUGUUCUUAAUGUUUUGUAUACUCAGUGAAUAAGGACGUUGUGGGAAUCAAAGUUCCUUGAGAACAAUGUUUGUCUCUUUUCCACGUUGAACAAGGAACUGUAAACUGGUGUUGGCCGCUACCAUACCAUUUACAGUAAUAAUAUUUGAUUUCAUUGACUUCAGAAGAUAACUAAUUAUACCUGAACUCUACUCUGUGUGCAUUCCUUCACCCUCAGGUGGGAGGCCAGCAACUGGAGUGAGUGUUCUUGUACCUGUGGCGAGGGCUUCCAGUUCCGUCUGGUGCGCUGCUGGAAGAUGCUGUCCCCCGGGCUGGACAGCUCUGUGUACAGUGACCUCUGCACCCUGGCAGAGCUGGAGAGGCCCCUGGAGCGCCGUGCCUGUAAGAGCCCCACCUGUGGCCCCCAAUGGGAGGUGGCAGAGUGGACUGAGGUGGGUGGAGCUAUACUGUGGGAGUUGGCGGUGGGACAGGGGUUGUGUGUGUGUGUGUGGUUUACAUUACAGGAAUUACUGCGUAGGAAAACUGUAGUAAGUACAUUGUUGCAUCCUACUUACAACUGUUUGGGCAGCUGUAGAUGAUAUUGAAAGUGAGUCUGUCCUGUGCCUCUCCUCUCUCCUGUCCAGUGUCCAGCCAAGUGUGGCCACAGGGCCCAGGUGACCCGGGAGGUCAGGUGUUCAGACGAAACCAAGUCAUGUGAUCCCCCGACCAGCCCCCCUAACACCAAGAACUGCACAGGCCCGCCCUGCGAGCGCCAGUGGACUGUGUCAGAGUGGGGGCCGGUGAGUACACUACUUUCACUAUACUACUCCAUUUGUUUGGUACAUUGAUUACUGAUAGGAAUAGGGAUUGCACUGACUGUAAGUCGCUCUUGAUCACUGAUACAAUAUUUUCUGGCCUUGUCAUUCCUGUUAACCUUUGACCUCUGCAGUGCUCGGGGUCGUGCGGCCAGGGGAAGAUGGUACGCCACGUGUACUGUAAGACACCAGAGGGUCGUGUGGUGCCUGAAUCCCAGUGCUCUCCGGAGAAUAAGCCCCUGGCCAUCCAUCCCUGUGGGGAGAAGGACUGUGCCCCACACUGGCUCACUCAGGACUGGGAGAGGGUAAGGAAACUGGGUCCUUCUGUUGAUGUUCUCUUAAUGCUCUGUUGGUGUUCUAUGUUUUUUAUUGAUGGUCUGUUGAUGUUAUGAUGAACAUUUUGGCAAUGUUUACUUGAUGUUCUCUUGAUGUUCUAUAUAUGUUCUCUUUAUGUUUUGUUGAUGUUUUUUUGGUUAGAGAUUCAUUAGCUAAGAGCAAUCUUAUUUUCCUCUCAGUGUAACACGACAUGUGGCCGUGGUGUGAAGUGGAGGAUCGUGCAAUGCGCCGGCAUCACUUCUGGGAAGUUCCAGACCCACAACAACGAGGACUGUGGUGCCAGUGAGAGGCCAGAGGACGAGAACACCUGCUUUGAGAGGCCCUGUUUCAAGUGGUACACCACGCCCUGGUCUGAGGUGAGAUACAAUGCCAUGGUUGAAAUGGUAUCUAAAAACAUCAUGACAUGAGCAAUACAUUCUAUCUACACACCUCACAUAUAUGGCGACAGUGAGCAGUGCUGCUGUGUUUAUUCCUGCACUAAGACGUGUGGUUUGGGGCGGCAGGUAGCUUAAUGGUUAAGAGCGUUGUGCCAGUAACCGAAAGGUCGCUGGUUCUAAUCCCCUAGCCGACUAGGUGAAAAAUCUGUCGAUGUGCCCUUGAGCAAGGCACUUAACCCUAAUUGCUCCCGUAAGUCGCUCUGGAUAAGAGCGUCUGCUAAAUGACUAAAAUUUAAAUGUAAAAUGUGUGUUCACUCCUCAUUGCACUAAGACGUGUGGUGUGUUCACUCCUCAGUGCACUAAGACGUGUGGUGUGGGUGUCAGGAUGAGAGAUGUAAAGUGCUACCAGGCUAGGGAGAUCGUGAGAGGGUGUGACCCCCUGACCAAGCCUGUGGCCAAGCAGACCUGCGCCCUGCAACCUUGUCCCACUGAACCCCCAGGUAUGUAAGCAAUAGCCUGGUCCCAGAUAUGUUUGUGCUGUCUUUCCAACGCCAAUGACCAUAGGAGUUGGCAAGACGGCACAAACAGAUCUGGGAUCAGGCUAUACAAGCAGCACCUCACCACAGCUUCUGGCAACUUUAGGAGAGUUACAGUAGCUUAUGUCUAGUCACAGGCAAAAGUACACUGGAGAACACAGCAUCGUCAAAGCACUUGUUUUUAAAUGUAUUAUUUGUAGUACUUUUUUCCUUUUCACAACUGAGAGAAUUAUUAGUGUGGGCAAGCACCUCUUUCUUUCAUAACAGCCCAAAGUCCUGAGCGUUUAGAUUAUGGAGGCAAAAAGGCUGAUUAAUUAAUUAAUUAAUUAAUAGAUUUGUCUGUACAGUAUUUCCUGAUUGUGGUGAGGCUACUUUUUCCAUAUGAUUGAACACAUCAUAAAUGUCUCUCUGCCAUGCAGAUGAGCGCUGUCAGGACCGGCCCACCACCAACUGCUCUCUAGCUCUGAAGGUGAACCUGUGCAGCCACUGGUACUACAGCAAGGCCUGCUGCCAUUCCUGCAGGGCCCAGCACGCCUCU
Messenger RNA from Coregonus sp. 'balchen', 6286 nucleotides. The record is from the annotation of a GenBank genome assembly. Lineage: Eukaryota; Metazoa; Chordata; Actinopteri; Salmoniformes; Salmonidae.